This is a messenger RNA of Anolis carolinensis (green anole), 3834 nucleotides long. RefSeq names its product zinc finger protein 157. NCBI's taxonomy places the organism in Eukaryota, Metazoa, Chordata, Lepidosauria, Squamata, Anolidae. Gene Ontology annotation, cellular component: nucleus. Bases 1 to 2412 code for a protein of 803 amino acids. The transcript is spliced from 6 exons. Gene Ontology annotation, biological process: urogenital system development; embryo development; regulation of transcription by RNA polymerase II. The record is from RefSeq and is a predicted model, not a curated record. Gene Ontology annotation, molecular function: DNA-binding transcription factor activity, RNA polymerase II-specific; RNA polymerase II transcription regulatory region sequence-specific DNA binding.
AUGCCAACUGUCAGCGUCGCUCCGCCCCUUCCGUCCACCUGCUUCCAGGAGGAAGAGGAGGAAGAGGGAAAGCGGGGCUUCCCUUCUUCUGCACUAAGGCAUGGUAUUUCCCAAUGUUUCCCCAUCUUUUACCUGAGGGAAGAUCUCCCAGAUGAGGAAAACAAUCCUUCACCGUGGAUGGAGUCUGUCUGGGAUCACUGCUCAGUGAUGGAGAAGCAAGGCUCAGCUGGCCUCAAGUCCAGUAGAGGCUUUCUUAGUAUCCAGGGUGAGAACAGAGGAGCAUUAUUGGAAAGAAGAACCAUACAGAAAAAGUACAGGUCGGAGGCACAGACCCAUUGCUUCAGACAAUUCUCCUAUAAUGAGGCCGAUGGGCCCCGAGAGGUGUGCAGCCGCCUCCACUCUCUCUGCCGCCUGUGGCUGAAGCCUGAGGAACAUACAAAGGCGGAGAUGCUGGACCUGGUGAUCCUGGAGCAGUUCCUGAGCCUUCUGCCCCCAGAGAUGGGGAUCUGGGUCCAAGAGUGUGGGGCAGAGACCUGUUCCCAGGCGGUGGCCCUGGCGGAAGGCUUCCUUCUGAGUCGGGCAAAAGAGGGGAAACAGAAAGAGCGACAGGAGGUAUUUCUGAAAGAGAGUGCUAAAACUAUUACUUCCAUCUCGGCACAGGAAAUGCAAUGCAGGCAGAUCACACAGGAAGAGGAGAGAGAAACCACAUCAUUGGAACAUGGAAGACUUCCAAGGCCAAGAGGCAGUGGCUCCGAUCUUUGUUCUGAUGCUUCGAGAAUGGUUUCCGAGAGCCUGGAUCAGGUGACCUUUGAAGAAGUCACUGUGUCUUUCAGUGAGGAGGAGUGGGCUCUGCUGGAUCCGGACCAAAGGGCCCUCCAUGGGGACGUCAUGGCGGAGAAUGUGGCCAUUGUGGCUUCUCUGGGCAUUUGGCAAGAGAAGGAGAACGAAGGAGAAGGAAGGAUGCUUUUGCUACAAAGAGAUGAAUGUCAACAGAAGAAAGAGAAAGGAACCAAUACAGAUCAUCAGGAGGACACGAGGAACAAGGUCUCUGCUUCUCAGGCCUGGGAUAACUCUAGAAUCUCAUACAAAACGAAAGGAGGAGGGAAUGAUAGUAAUAAAUGCUUUUCUCUUGAAUACCUAAAGAACUUCAGUUGCGAAGAUAAGCUUAACCUUCUUGCAGAACGGAACCAGAAAAAGUGUGACUUUGUGGGGUGUGGAAAGAGCUUUAGGUGGCAGUCCCACUUCAUCUUGCAUCAGAGAAUCCACACAUGGGAGAAGCCCUUUGAAUGCUUGGAGUGCGGGAAGAGUUUCAGCUGGAAGAGGAGCUUCAUCCACCACCAGAGAACCCACACCGGGGAGAAGCCAUUCAGAUGCGUGGAGUGUGGGAAGGCAUUCAACCAGAAGACGGAUCUGGCCAACCACAAGGCCACCCACACAGGGGAGAAGCCGUUUCUGUGCCUGGAGUGCGGCAAAACCUUCAGCCGGAGAACUUAUCUCACCUCUCAUCAAAAAACACACUCCUGGGAGAAACCUUUUCAAUGCCUGGAAUGUGGGAAAGGCUUCAGCUGGAAGACGAACCUCCUUCGCCAUCAAGCAACGCACACGGAAGAGAAACCCUUUCCAUGCUUGGAGUGCGGGAAACUCUUUGCUCUAAAGACGGGUCUCCUUUCUCAUCAAGGAACUCACGCUAGCAAGAAACAUUUCAAAUGCCCCGAGUGUGGUCGCAGUUUCAGUCAGAAGAUACACCUUACUUUCCACCUCUCUACUCACACAGGGGAAAAUCCCUUCAAAUGCCUGGAAUGUGGAAAGACGUUCAGUUGGAAGAGAAGCCUCGUUUACCAUCAGUUGACUCACACGGGGGAGAAACCCUUUAAAUGCUUGGAGUGCGGAAGGCGAUUCAGCCAGAAGAUAAACCUCGCUCGUCAUGAGGCAACACACACGGGAGAGAAACCCUUUCAAUGCCUGGAGUGUGGAAAGAGCUUCCAUCAGAAGAUCAACCUCACUUGUCACCAAACAACGCACACCGGAGAGAAGCCAUUUCCGUGCUCGGAGUGUGGGAAGAGCUUUACUCAGAAGAUAGACCUCACUUCUCACCAAGUGACACACACAAGGGAAAAGCCAUUCAAAUGCUUGGUGUGUGGAAAGAGCUUCAGCUGGAAGAAAAGCCUCACUUGUCACCAAGCCACACACAUGGCAGAGAAACCCUUUAAAUGCUUUGAGUGUGGAAAGAGCUUCAGUUGGAAGAGGAGUCUUGUUCGUCAUCUGAUGACUCACACAACGGAGGAAACGUUUCAACCAUUUAAAUGCCUCAAGUGCGGAAAGGCCUUCAGUUGGAAGAGCAGCCUCCUUCGCCAUCAAGCAACCCACACAACGCAGAAAGGAUCGGAACCCCUCAAUCUGGAAAUAGUUUGAGUCAGGAACCAACACUUAUGAAAUAUGAAGGACCACACAGGAGAAACUGUUCAAAUGCUUGGAGUGUGGGAAAGGUUUUAGCCAGGACACAAAUCUCUGUCUCCCUCCAGGACUUUGUUGGGGAUUGUGGAUGAUAGAUGGAUGCUCUUAUAUGUGCCUGUGAGCCCAGAGACACCCUGCAGAAUGAUGCACCACUCAGCUUUGCAGAAAAAAUAACACAGGAACUUUUACUAAAUCCAAAAGAUCAACAGAACAAUGGUAUUUACAAUAGUCCUUCUGUUUACUUACAGAAAUCAGUUAUAGGCAGUCCGUUCUUAGUCCAUUAUUUAUUUAUUUGCAGUAUUUAUAUUCCACCCUUCUCACCCCGAAGGGGACUCAGGGCGGAUUAUAAUGAACAUAUAUAUGGCAAACAUUCAAUGCCAUAAGACAAACAACAUACAGUAUAGACACACAAAGAGGCAAUUUAACAUUUCCAGCUUCAUGAGGGUAUGCUCGAUUCCGGCCACAGGGGGAGCUGUGGCUUCCCCAUCCACUAGUGACACCGAUUACCCUACUUCCUCAUUCCUUUCCGUGUGCUGCUGCCAGUUUUAUUGUGUUGCAAAUUAGUUAAAUUAGCCUCCCGCAUAAAGCGUACCUAAAUUUCCUACUUGACAGAUGCAACUGUCUUUCGGGCUGCUCAGGUAAACAGCAAGCUGGGCUAUUUAAUAGUCAGGGGCUUAACCCAACCCGGGCUUCGAACUCAUGACCUCUCAGUCAGUAGUGAUUUAUUGCAGCUGGUUACUAGCCAGCUACACCACAGCCCAGCCUAUCGCCACAGCCCGAAGUCUGCUUCAGUGAACAUCAACAGCAAACAAGGCCUCAGAAAUAGUCAGGCCUCUCUGAGUACAGAGCCAUCUUCUUUCCAGCCAGUACUCAGAAGACACACACACACACAGAGAAACCUGUUCAGAAUGGUUCUCCAGCAGCAGGAUAGCAACAGUUACAAAAGCAAUUCCCCAGGUCCUUGCAAACUCAGCCAAUCGGCUCCAUGCAUUUGAUGUUCAAGUUAACACACAUAUAGUAUCUUUGCAAACCAUGACAGACUUUAUGGACGAGACAAAGAAUCUAAUCCAGGCAUGGACCUCCUUGGGCUCUCCCUCCAGGUGUUUUGGACUUCAACUCCCACAAUUCCUAAAACAAAAACAAGUUGCAUAUUUAUUACCAAAAAUGCCACAUGGUUUUUAAAUGUCUCAUUGAAAACAGCAUAAUAUGUUGGCUUGAUGAAGAAGUCACUAAAAUGUCACAGAUGAGAAAAUACUGCGUUUUGACAGUUGAAGUAUUAAAAUCACUGCAUAAUAAAUACUGUGGUAUGCACAUUUGUAUAAAUGUAUAUAAAUGCUGAAAAGCCUAUAUAAAAAUUGGGAUAUUCAGGUUUGAAUUAUA